GCACUAUUCACGCUACGAAAGAACAAUACAACAUACAAAUGGGUACGAUGCACCAAAUAAAUAAUUAAUACAUCAAUUGGUUAAUCGUCGUGUUUAUAUCGACGCUGUAAUAAUAUAGAUCUACCGACAUCAAUAUAGUUAGUACUUCCAUUCCGUUCAGAGGUGUUAAGCAUGCUUGAUUGGAUAAUAACUGGACAUUGAAUGAUAUUCCGGUAUAACAAUGAAUGACUGUAUGUAAUCAGAAAUACCAUGAAAAUAGUCUAUAUACACAUUUCCUGGACUACGAGAGUCUUCAUGUUAUCUCAAGAUUGGACAUAACAACUUGGGAAAACGGCCAGCAGGCAAGAUAAAUUAUACAACUGCGGACGAAAAUGAGGAGCUGGGGACUAUGUUGCGAUAUAUACUUGUAAUUAAUUUAACUUUUUAUAGUAUAAAUUGGGCAUUAAUAAUGAUCUAAUGAGAAUAAUGUUUUUUCAACACGCAUGUCAAUGCCUUGCUUUAAAAAAGUUUCAAAGAUUUAAACCAUUAAGAUGGAACUGCUUCAACUAGUAUGGCUACUGACCGGAACGUGCUUCUGGUGGAAGUUUUGCGCGUGUGGCGCGUCGAAAAGGACAUUAUCACCAGAGCAAAGAUUGUUAAAGGACUUGAAGAUGGAUUACGAUACCAACAUUAUACCAUCUUAUGACGGAUCACAGCUGAGGGUUACUAUGGAUAUGGCGUUAAAUCAGAUAGUUGAUGUGAACGAGAAGAAUCAAAUGAUCAUAACUAGCGUGUGGUUACGAUUUGCUUGGGUGGACGAGUAUUUGCAGUGGAAUGAAACAGAGUAUGGCGGUGUUAGCAAAGUUCACUUCCCUCCAUCUGAGAUAUGGGUGCCAGACAUAACACUUUAUGAUGACGUUGGGGGACAGUACUAUGACACUGUGACGUAUAGAGUGAUGGUCUAUAGUAACGGAGCGGUGUAUUGGAACAUUCCAGCGCGGCUCCAAAGUUCAUGCAAGAUGGACGUCCGAUUUUUCCCCUAUGACACACAAAAAUGUCGCUUAAAGUUUGGCUCCUGGGGCUAUGAUGGGCUAGAACUUGACCUCGUUAACAAAUCUAGUUCUGCAGACAUCGCACCUUUUAUGGACAAUGGGGAGUGGUUUUUGAAAAGAGUAUCCGCAGAACAAAACAUUUUGUAUUAUGGGUGCUGCGUUGAGCCCUAUCCAGACGUCACUUACUAUAUUAUUAUUCAACGACGGCCGUUGUAUUACGUGUUCAAUCUGUUGCUACCAUGCGUCUUCAUAAUGGGCGUUACUCCAUUUUCCUUUCUGGCUUCACCGGCGUCUGGGGAGAGAAUCUCGCUCACGAUCACCUGCCUCUUGGCACUCACAGUCUUUCUAUUGUUCGUAGCCGAAACUCUGCCUCCGCAAUCUGAGGUUUUGCCGCUUGUAGGUGUGUAUUUUGCUGUUGCCAUAGCGGAUUUGGCCUUAGCUAGUCUAGCUGCUAUUAUAUCUGUGCAUUUAUACCACCGAGGACACAGGAGGGACGUCCUUCCCAAGUGGGCGAAAUCUUUUUUUCAUGGCCUGGCUUACCUCAUGUGUGUCGGCGACAGGUACCCUGACAAAUCUAAUAAAAAGAAAAUGAAAGAAUAUGAUAACAAAGCAUUGGAUAUCACAACGGAGGAAACGAUACUCCCCAAUGGAAUAAAAGACACGUGUAUUGUUACAAAUGGAUUUGACCACAAGCAACAACAAACAAAGCAUGAUACAAAGACAGAUAAUAAACUCGUCUCUAACAAGUACGACAAAGAACUGAUGGAUUUAAUACGAGACAUCGAUGAGCAUUUGAAACGCUUUCAAGAACAGAGAGAGAAAGCUAAACGGAAAGACGAAAACAAAAAAGACUGGAAAAUGGCGUCAAAUGUUUUCGAUAGAUUCCUCUUCUUUGUGUUUUUGCUGUUUACCAUAUGCGCCAGUAUAUUUUUCCUUGUCUAUGAACCGAGAAGCGAUGUAUAGGUGUCACUAGUGUAUAAUUGUUUCAAAGUUCAAGUACAUGUACCGCAAGACGAAGGCAGGUUGUAAAAUAUGGAGCUGAAAAUGUGAAUGUCUCUGGCUACCAUUCACCGGUAAAUGUACCAAGGAUUGGUGGUGACGUUGGUCAUGAAUGUCUGUUCUGUAAAUUGUAUGGAGAUCGAUAAGGCUGCGCAUCUUGUUUGACUGAUAAAUGUUAAGCUAACGCCCAAGGCCCCGGGCCCAAGGCAAGGCAAGAAAAAACGUGAUAAUUCAGAUGGACAGUAGUAAAGCCAAGGAUAAUGGCCCGAUGCAGUCUUGCUUUAUAUACCUACUUCCCAGAUCAAAAGCUUGUAUCUUGUAUGUCAUUGAGCCGGGAGUGAUGCAAGACUUCGACAAAUGUAACAGCUUACUUUAGAGCACAGUAAAAGAUUUACAAUUAGUAUAAAACGAUUGCAGAUCAUAGAAUAUCAGUGUCAAAUUUAUAGGUCACCUCCUAUGUAUUCACUGUACAGCUACUUCAUAUUGCAUGAUUUUUACACCACCCUUCAUAAGUUUCGCAACCGAAAUGGGACGGUUACCAAACUUUUAGGGUGGAGUGUAAAACCGUAUGAAUGAAAAUAAGAGCAUGUCAUUGUCACUUAACAGGUCAACGAGGUCAAAGGUAUCAAAAGAGAAUAUGGUUUCAGUAUAUGUGUAGUGUGGAACGUUGCUCAAAGAGGUUCAAAGGCAUAUAGCAAAUCGUACCUUUACAUUGUAUCUAUCAAUGGAUUACGAAGCAACAUGUAUCUUCUAAAAAUACCAUAUCUUAUCUAGAAGUAGUUCUAAAAUGUCAAUUUUUACAAAAGUAGCCUAUGACAAAGUAUGUAUAGUUUAGUUUAGUCGUUUAUAUACCAACAGGGGCGGAUCUGGGAACCAACAAGGGGGGGGGGGCAAAUUCCAGGUCAGAGAAAAAAGUCCCGCGUUUGCGCGAAACAAAAUUUUGGGCCCCUAAAACCCAAAAGUGGGCCCAAAUUUUGAGGCCCAUUUUCUUCAAAAUUUGGCCUGAAAUUA
Molecule: messenger RNA, 3041 nt
Organism: Owenia fusiformis
Lineage: Eukaryota; Metazoa; Annelida; Polychaeta; Sabellida; Oweniidae
Source: the annotation of a GenBank genome assembly